AUGUGUCAUUUUUCUCACCGCUGUAAAAAUCAUUCGAAGGUUCACGCGAUCGCAGAAAGACCUUCUGCAUUGCAUUUUGCCGCGGUGGGUAGGGUAGUUGAGUGCAACAGGAUUCGAACGACAACGGAGGUGCAUGAUAUUGUGCUUUUUUCCAGGGACUUCUAUCGUACCAACGAUGUCCGUCCGCCGUACACAUAUGCAUCGCUUAUACGACAGGCUAUUAUGGAAUCACCUGAGUGCCAGUUAACGUUAAACGAGAUCUACACCUGGUUUACCGAAACAUUUGCCUACUUCCGAAGAAAUGCGGCCACCUGGAAGAACGCUGUUCGCCAUAACCUGUCAUUGCAUAAAUGCUUCCAACGUGUCGAACAGAAUGUAAAAGGUGCAGUGUGGACAGUCGAUGACAGCGAGUUCUACCGAAGGCGACCACAACGUACAGCUGCAACGCGUAGCCAGCCAAACACACCAUUGCCGGAAGAGAUGUUGGCCCAGCGCUUUAUUGAUCAGACAACUUUGAGCAUGAUGGAACGCCAAGAAGGUGGCGUUAACUUGACUGACAAUUCACUGCUGAAUGGUGGUCUCGAGGGAGUGUUGUCAUUUCUAGCGAAUUCCGGUGACACUAAUCCUUUGGCAUUACUGUCAGCAGCGGCGGCGGCCUCAGAGCAGAGUUCAUGUGCGGUGACGCCGAGUAUGAACAAUGUGAAGGACGAACCACGAGAGGCCCCAAUGGAUAUUGAUGCAGUUUCACAAGCAGCACAGAUUCAUUCCCAGCUCAAUGGACGGCUAGGUUAG
Molecule: messenger RNA, 792 nt
Organism: Haemonchus placei
Lineage: Eukaryota; Metazoa; Nematoda; Chromadorea; Rhabditida; Trichostrongylidae
Source: the annotation of a GenBank genome assembly